Messenger RNA from Anoplopoma fimbria (sablefish), 1516 nucleotides. RefSeq names its product family with sequence similarity 107 member B (gene fam107b). The coding region runs from base 221 to 625 and encodes 134 amino acids. The transcript has 4 exons. Lineage: Eukaryota; Metazoa; Chordata; Actinopteri; Perciformes; Anoplopomatidae. The record is from RefSeq and is a predicted model, not a curated record.
CCUGACUGAGUCAAUGUGUGUGUGUGUGUGCUACAGCAAACUGAGCACUUUACUAAAUCAGACCCUCGCAGACACACCUAGAGCCAAAAAGUGAUCCGGGGGACGCACUGAUGUGGCCUGAACCACUUUGUCAUUUUAAUUAUUAAACAACUCGAGUUGGAGAAGUCGACUUUGAGAUCCGUGUGUCCCUGGUCUAUCGCUGCCACCAGGGAGGAGCGUCAUGGCGGAGCCGGACUACCUGGACGGAGACUGUGAUGAGCUCAUCAAACCUAAAAAGCUGAUCAACCCAGUCAAGGGCUCCCGUAAUCACCAGGACCUGCACAGAGAGCUGCUCAUGAACCAGAAGAGGGGUCUGGCUCCUCAGAACAAACCCGAGCUCCAGAAGGUUCUGGAGAAGAGAAAGAGGGAGCAAGUUCUCAAGGCUCAGAAGGAGGAGCAGGAGGCACACAAGAAGAGGAGCGACCUGGAGAUAGAGCUCAUGAAACGACAACAGAAACUAGAGCAGCUGGAGCUGGAGCAACAGAAAAAUGACGAGGAACAGGAGAACACCCCUGAGUUUGUGAAGAUGAAGAGCAACCUGCGCAGAACCAAGCAGGAGGCUGAUGGGGAAGAACGGACCACCUAAAACCCAGCCGGGGUGUCUGGGUCUGGCUGAUUGUGCGUGUGUUUGUGAGCACAGAGACUUCAGGAGUGUGUGUAUAAAAGAGAGAGUGUGUUGUAUGGCAGUGGUCCAUGACGCACUUCCUGGCUUUCCCAAACCUAGCUGUUCCUUCCCGCAGUGAGGAGAGAGACUUUACAGACUAAAGACCCCCCUCUGCCUGCCUGCCAUGGACCGCCAGUACUCACCUCUGCUCCUCGCACCCAUCCGGCAGCACACAGCACCCCCUGCAGGAGGGACCUAACACAGACAUGUUACAUGCUAAACGCCUCCCAAGAGGGCGAGCAAGCUUCCAAUGAGCUCUGAUGGAGAAAACAAACAACCAAACACAUACACACACACACACACACAUACAUACACACAGGAGUUUUCAUCCCCUCUGUUUUCACUCUUCUCUCCACAGCAAGCCGUCGUUUCUCUUUACUGUUAUCAAUGUUGUUAUCGUCGUUGUCGUUGUUACUUUUGUUCUCAUCUUCAGAAUCAAAUAAGGAAAAGUGGACACUGGAUGGACUCUUGAAGCUGUGUAUUGUAAAAGCCAAACAAAUGUGCUUUUGUUAUUUAUGUUUGUAGCUUUUAGCCCAGGCAUAUGGGAGGACACUUUUAGACGUUCUGUAUUUUCGUUUGUUUUACAGCAUAGUUUAUGAAGCCAGAACAGGACAAAGGGAGUGUAAGGUUGUGUGAAACACUCAUGUUUGCUUUAUUAUUAUUAUUUUUUUAAAUUCCAAACAUGCCAUUUCCUCAGCUAAUGCAAUUUUGAGCAAUAGUAGAACUCCCAGGCAUGAGAGUGACCUUUUUCUUUAUAUAUUCUGUUUUGUAUGAAUAAAAAUGUUACUUAAUAAAUAAUUUAAGUUCUUGUUA